Messenger RNA from Phragmites australis (common reed), 1629 nucleotides. Its product is annotated as AT-hook motif nuclear-localized protein 24-like. Gene Ontology annotation, cellular component: nucleus. NCBI's taxonomy places the organism in Eukaryota, Viridiplantae, Streptophyta, Magnoliopsida, Poales, Poaceae. Gene Ontology annotation, molecular function: DNA-binding transcription factor activity; minor groove of adenine-thymine-rich DNA binding. The transcript has a single exon. The coding region runs from base 420 to 1376 and encodes 318 amino acids. Gene Ontology annotation, biological process: vegetative to reproductive phase transition of meristem. The record is from RefSeq and is a predicted model, not a curated record.
CCACCCUCCCACCUAUCAUUAUUCUAAUCAGCAGCGGCAAAGCGGAGAGAGUGAGCAGCGAGGAAAGAAGGGGCAGGGCGCCGUCUCUCUUUGCAUCCAUCUCUUUUCCCUCCUACACAACACACCACAGCCCAACCAUGCGCUCCGGCCUCUCCUAGCUUUCCUCCCUUUCCUUGCUUAAUAAUUUGCUAAUCCUUCUGCUGCUCCUCCCCGGCCGCCUCUUCCUCCUUACUCUACUCCUCCCUUUGCUUUCGUUGCCACUGUUCCAUCUCGUAGGUUUCGUCCCUGGCCACUUCAGAGAUUUGUUACUAGAUAAGAUUGAGGCCAGCGAAAUAAAAAAGAUUUCGCAAGAAAAAGAAAGCGAGCGAGAGAAGAGCAGGGCUGGAGGGAAAGAAUAGCCUAGCUUCUAUCUUGUGAGGAUGGAUCCGGUCACAGCAUCCAUGCACGGCCACCAUCUUCCUCCACCGUUCAACACCCGUGACUUCCAUCACCAUCUCCAGCAGCAGCAGCAUCACCACCGGCUGCUGCUCAAGACCGAGGAUGACCAGGGCGGCGGCACGCCGGGGGUGUUCGGCGGCCGCGGCACCAAGCGCGACCACGAGGAUGACGAGAACAGCGGCAAUGGAAACGGAAGUGGCGGCGGCGGCGGCGAUGGAGGCGACCUGGAGCUGGUUCACCCUUCUGGUGGCGGGUUGGAGGGCGGUGAGAACACCCCACGCCGCCCGAAGGGCCGUUCAGCGGGGUCCAAGAACAAGCCGAAGCCGCCGAUCAUCAUCACGAGGGACAGUGCUAACACGCUCCGGACGCACGUCAUGGAGGUGGCCGGCGGCUGCGACGUCUCCGAGAGCAUCACGGCGUUCGCGCGCCGCCGGCAGCGCGGGGUCUGCGUGCUCAGCGGCGCUGGCACCGUGGCGAACGUCACCCUGCGGCAGCCGGCCUCUCAAAGCGCAGUGGUCGCCCUCCAUGGCCGCUUUGAGAUCCUCUCGCUCUCCGGCUCCUUUCUCCCGCCGCCCGCUCCGCCAGAAGCCACUGGGCUCACCGUCUACCUUGCCGGCGGUCAGGGGCAGGUGGUAGGCGGCAGCGUCGUCGGCGCCCUGACAGCAGCUGGGCCGGUGGUGAUAAUGGCAGCCUCUUUCGCGAACGCGGUGUACGAGCGGCUGCCAUUGGAGGACGACGACCUGCUCGCUGCCCAAGGACAAGCCGACAGCGCCGGGAUUCUCGCUGGUGCGCAGCAAGCCGCACAGCUUGCCGGCUCUGUCGACCCAAGCCUCUUCCAGGGACUGCCACCGAACCUUCUCGGCAACGUGCAGAUGCCACCGGAAGCCGCCUACGGAUGGAACCCGGGCGCGGCCGGUGGUCGUCCAGCGCCCUUCUAAUCGAAGCCGCGCGUUGCUUAGAAGGUUAAGUGAUUUAGCUUUCUUCAGUCUUCACUUGGAGUGGAAUCGUGGAGGAAUUCCGUGGGAAUUAUGCAUAUGAUUUCGGAUGUUAAUUAGUAAUUUCUCUUAAGGAUUGUUUCGGAAUAUGUAGCUCGAUCUCUAUCGUUUAUUUUGGCUAUUUCUUGUGUCAUAACUGAUCUUGCUGUUGACUUGAUGAGAGGCUUGUACCUUAUAAUGAUCUUUCUUAUUUUCA